Molecule: messenger RNA, 2498 nt
Organism: Bactrocera oleae (olive fruit fly)
Lineage: Eukaryota; Metazoa; Arthropoda; Insecta; Diptera; Tephritidae
Source: RefSeq, a predicted model, not a curated record
AUACUUUUGGUUGUGUCACAUAUCUAUAAGGCGUACAAAUGUAUAUUUUUUUUAACAUAUGUCAAUGAUAAAACGAAAAAAGAAAAAUAAUAGUCUAUCUCAUAGAGAACUGUAAAAAGUAUUUGUGUUGCAUUUUCUUAUCUCAUUAUUAAAUGUAUUUCUUAUCUUAAGAGAAAAUUACUAAGUCAUUCAGUUUUCAACAGCAAAUGGUGGCAAACAUGGAUAAUUAGACAUGUUCUAAUGAAAAUUCAGUUUAAAAAUUCCUGCUUAAUAAAACUUUAACUACGGAAAGUUUUGGCAGUGAAUGUUUCAUAAGAAGAGGAAGAAGAAAUCUUGACAUUUGACAGUUAGCUGAUUUGGGCGAGCAGUAUAGAACUGAUUUUGUCGAUUUUUUCUUCAAAGGAACUAUUUACUGAAAAUUGAGAAAUGUUGUCAAGAACCGCUUUACUUUCAGUUCAACGUCCUUUGGGUGUUCUAGCUAUGAGAUCAGCUAGUGCGGCCGGUUCAGGUGAUCAAGUUGUUCGCCGGGAGCGUCCGGAACAUCCUGGCAAAGUUCGUUUAGGUUUCAUUCCAGAAGAGUGGUUCCAGUUUUUCUACAAUAAAACUGGUGUCACUGGCCCAUACACUUUUGGUGUUGGUCUGCUUACCUACCUAUGUUCCAAAGAAAUUUACGUUAUGGAGCAUGAAUACUACAGUGGAUUGUCUCUGGCCAUUAUGGCAAUUGUUGCUGUAAAGAAACUUGGACCAACUGUCGCUGCAUGGACGGAUAAGGAAAUCGACAGAAUCGAAAAUGAAUGGAAAUCCGGCCGGGAAGAGGAACUGCAAAAUCUUGCUGAUGCUAUCGAAGCCGAAAAAAAGGAACAAUGGCGUGCUGAAGGUGCUUUAUUGCUUAUGGAUGCUAAGAAAGAAAACAUAGCAUUACAAUUGGAGGCCGCAUUCCGUGAACGCGCCAUGAAUGUUUACAAUGAGGUAAAACGUCGUCUGGAUUACCAAGUCGAAUGCCGUCAUAUUGAUCGCCGUAUUAACCAAAAACACAUGGUGAACUGGAUUGUAAACAAUGUUCUUGGUUCAAUCACUCCUCAGCAAGAAAAGGAAACUCUUGACAAAUGCAUCGCUGAUUUAAGCGCUCUUGCUGUUCGCGCCAAAUAGAUUGUUUGUUUAUAAUUUAAAAUAUAUUUUGAAAGAAAAACGAAUGUAUAAUUUAAUAUUAAAAUUGUGAAGAACAAUUACAACAAUUUUCUUCUUUAAAUAUAAAUCCUGCAUUGACUGCACUCAGAAAGGAAAGGUUAUUUAAGAUUAUUAUAAAUAAUCAGGUAGAGACGACAAUAUAUACUGUAAAAGUUAUUUUCAAAUAUUGGAUAUAUUUAGAGAACUAGUAAAGUGUCAUAGUACUUCUGGAUCAUCCGACAUGUUAUGAAGUCGAAGAGAGCUCUCAUUUAAUUUGAAUGCUGUAAAAUAAGAAGUCAAAAAAUUAUGAUUUAAAUAAAAUCUAAAAUUGACAUUAAGAUAUUUAAUCAUUAUUUAUAUCACGGCGAAAUUAAUUUAUGAAUACAAAUUAAAGUUUUCAUUUUUAAGAAUGUGUAUCAGCCUAACAGUAUAAAAUAAAACCAAUUCACCAUAGCAAUAAAAUUUUCAACAUUAAAAAUGCAACUAUGUAAUCGAUCAGAGAGGCAUCCCUUUUAUCUGCCAAAGUCUCGGUUCGGCUACUCAUACGUGUCGUUUUCUUGUGUCGUUGUGUCGCUCUCAACGUGUUCAUUUUGUUUUCUUUGGCAAAAAAGGUAAAAAUAAUUAUUAACUGAAAAUAUCGUAAACUGUGAAAUUUGAACGGAAAACUUAGAUUUCUUAGAAAGAUCAAACUAAAACUAAUAAAACAGCUGCUUUGCAACAAAACCAAAACAGUCCUAAAAAGAUGGCCCCACCACAAAGGAUGCGUGUCGCCAAUGAAAAGGCUAGCAAAUACGUGACCAUGCGAGGCAACGUACCUAAGUCAUCGAAAUCCAAAGAUAAUCAAUACCCUGUCGGACCUUGGCUUUUGGCACUGUUUAUAUUCGUGGUUUGCGGUUCUGCUAUUUUUCAAAUAAUCCAGUCUAUUCGAGCAGCGUAAAACUACAAACACAAACUAAAAUAGAUCUUUAAUUUAAAAUGCAAUGAAUAUUCUUCCGAAAUCCAAUCAUAAAUAAUUGCCAUAGUUUUAAAAAGUUAAAUGAUUUCAAAUAAUAGUUUAUUCUUAUGUGCUUGAAGUCUGAAAGGAUUUAUUUAUAUGUUGAAAAUUAUAAACAUUGAGGAAUUAAAUGUAUUAUUUAGUACUUUCAAGUUUAAAACGUAUAAAUUCAUUUUCGAAAGCAUUCCUUCUUGGUGAUUAUUGUGAUUGGUUGGUUUUUCUCGAGCAACAUAUUGUACUGUAAGCUCGGUAUUUAACAUAAAACUUAAAAUUUAAAUUGAUUUACGUAAUUUUGUAUAGAAAUGAUAAUAUAUUAAUUUUUUACUUCUUACAAAUG